Messenger RNA from Olea europaea var. sylvestris, 1220 nucleotides. RefSeq lists its product as uncharacterized. The record is from RefSeq and is a predicted model, not a curated record. The coding region runs from base 99 to 953 and encodes 284 amino acids. NCBI's taxonomy places the organism in Eukaryota, Viridiplantae, Streptophyta, Magnoliopsida, Lamiales, Oleaceae. The transcript has a single exon. Gene Ontology annotation, biological process: defense response.
CAAUAAGUGUCAUCAACAGUUGUAGUUUGCUAAGACAUGACUUUAAAUAAAUAGAAAUAUCAAACUAAGUUCAAAUUUCCAGCGCGCAAUUUUCCACAAUGAGGAACUUGCCUUGUAACAAUCUCAUGAACAAUGAAACCUCCAAGAAGUCUCUUUUAACCAACCUCAGUGUUACUUAUAUAUACACAGAUUCAUACAAAUUCAUUUCACAAUUUAGUAUCUGUUAUAAUUUCAUCAUGCAAAACUACAGCCAUCCUUGUUUCGUAGAAAUCACUUUGAUAUCAGCUCAAGAUCUCAGAUUAGCUUCUUCGGUUUUCUGCCGCCGCCGCCUCCGGCCGUUCAUAACCAUCAACACUGCCAUCGCCACCACGUCCAGUGAUAAACAGCUGAAAGUGUACAAAACAAAGGUUGAUGAAAAAGGAGGUGUAAAUCCCACAUGGGGUGACAAGUUUCAGUUACCUCUUGAUCAAACUUUUUUUUACCUAAGAAAAUCAGGAAUUUAUCUCCAACUUUACACCAAGAAUCUUUUGAUGGGCAAUACGCAACUGGGAUGGUGUCUGAUUCCAGUGUCGGAUAUAGUCGGCAGGUUAAUUCCGGUGGGGUCGACUCAAUUCUUAAGUUAUCGGUUAAGGGAUAGGGAUGGUUCGAGGGGGCAUGGGGUUGUGAAUGUUGCGGUAAAGUUGGAAGGGAAACCUCCGACACCACACCCUCCUCGGCCGGUGAUGACGCCAGAUGGGAAUGUGAGUGAUAUGGUGAUUGGAAUUCCGGUGAAAAUGUUGCCGGAGAGGAAUGAGUUUUCCCAAGGGCAUGUAAGAGCUGGUUCACCACAUAGUUACGCCUUUUCUCCUGGUCAGAACAUACUUGAUAAUGUGAGAAUUGAGACCUACUCUGCUAAGAAUUUUGCUGUUAUGGGAAUAAGGGAGUCUAAAGCCCAGACAAGUGAUGAUGAAUAGGGACUAUCAACAUACUGAAUGGUUGAGCAGAUCUAAUGGUUCGGUAACAAAAUGCAAAACUUUAUAAUGUCUCAAGAUAAGAAGAACAAUGCUAGUUGCACAUGUACAGUCACACAAAUGAGACUCGUACAAAUUUAAGAUGCUAAACACUAAUUGUUCAUCUUAUCUUUCUAAAAAGAAGAAUUUUUCGAUCAAUGCUACUGCUCAAAUGUUUAGAACCUUUAAAUCAUGAACAAUACAAGAUGCAAAUAUGAUUCAAUUUUUUUA